AUGGUUAUACCAAAAGAAAUUCGCGAUAGAGCCGCCAUGCCUCCGCCUGCCUUAACUGCUUCUGCCUUAAGCAAUAAAUCACUGUCACAGUCGAGUCAGGAUUCGGGAAAAUUUUCAUAUACAAUUGGACUCAAGGUAAAAGAACUCUGCAACAACGUUUGCUGGAUAUGCGGUGUGAAGAUGGCCGUUCAAGUGGCCCAUGUUAUUGCGAAAGAAGACCAGCAGGUCUCUGUUUGGCUCGAAAAAAGCCUGUUCAACUUUGGAUUAACUUCGCUACACAAUGCCAUCUUACUAUGCUGCAAUUGCCAUCGUGCCUUUGAUCGGAGAAUCGACCCCGGGGUGAUAAUCAUCCUUUCUGAGCUGCAAUACUUUAUUGACUUUGAAGUCGAAGAUCGGAAGGCCCGCUUCCAAGCCCAGAAAUAUGGAGCUCUUAUUGCCCGGACGGUGCCGACGAAGGAAGAUUACAGGGACCACCAGGUCCAGAAGGGGGUCAUCCCCGAGGGUACAAACAGCGGCUUGUUCCGCGCCAUUUUCCUCUGGGAGGACUUCCCAACCACUGAUCGAGCAGACUUGGAAAUUUUUCAGCAGCCAAAAAUUUGGCAUGGUGCCCCCAUAGCUACCAUCAGAGCGGCGCUGCGAGAUUUAUACUCCGACGCAGAGUGGGUGUUAGAUGACCUUGAAGGAUUUAAAACAAACAUCCCGAAAAGAGACCGAGUUGAGGACGAGGACAUCAAUGACAGCCGCCCUCCAAAGACCCUAAAGACCCCAAGAAAGAGAAAUUCUACCACAGGAGGGUCUCAAAGGAAGCUCAGAAAAAGAAAUACCACCACUGGAGGAAGAGGGUCUACAAGCACCCAGCCAACCCACUGCAGCAAUGCAGUCCAGGAGACUUGGAACAUGGGACCAAACGUCACGACGGAAGAAAUAGUCCGCCGCUGGGCUCCUUUGAUUGAAGUUGACGAUUAA
This is a messenger RNA of Penicillium taxi, 966 nucleotides long. Its product is annotated as HNH endonuclease signature motif containing protein. The coding region runs from base 1 to 966 and encodes 321 amino acids. NCBI's taxonomy places the organism in Eukaryota, Fungi, Ascomycota, Eurotiomycetes, Eurotiales, Aspergillaceae. The record is from RefSeq and is a predicted model, not a curated record. The transcript is spliced from 3 exons.